ACCCCUCUAAAGAAUACAACUUUAACAUAGUUGCUGUCAGCGGAGAACAGCAGAGCAAACCUCUGCAGGCCAAACAUGAAGCUCAGCAAGCGGGCCUGGAGAUGGUUCAGUCUCAGCAGAGACGAGACGGCGACGCCGCAGAGGACGACAACGAGAUCUCAGAAGACGAGGACGAGUUCAUGUGCAAGACCCCGUCCAUAUCGGACAUCGUCAUCCUGGUGGACGGGUCCUGGAGCAUCGGACGCAUCAACUUCAGGCUGGUCCGGACCUUCCUAGAGAACCUGGUCCGGGCCUUCUCCGUGGAGUUCGACAAGACCAGGAUCGGUCUGGCUCAGUACAGUGGAGACCCCCGGAUCGAGUGGCACCUCAACGCUCACACCACCAAAGAGUCCGUUCUGGAGGCCGUGAAGAACCUUCCGUAUAAAGGAGGAAACACGCUGACCGGUUUGGCUCUGACCUACAUCCUGGAGACCAGCUUCAAACCCGAGUCCGGGUCCAGGCCCGGCGUUCCCAAGAUAGGAAUCCUCAUCACCGACGGGAAGUCCCAGGAUGACGUCAUCCCUCCUGCACAGAGCCUGAGGGAGGCCGGCAUCGAACUGUUCGCCAUCGGUGUGAAGAACGCCGAUGAGAACGAGCUGAAGGCCAUCGCGUCUCCUCCGGAGGAAACCCACGUGUACAACGUGGCCGACUUCAGCGUGAUGAGCGACAUCGUGGAGGGUCUCACCAAGGCGGUGUGCGACCGGGUGGAGCAGCUCGACAAGCAGCUCCAAGAAGGAGAACCGCCCCCCCCGCCCGGCUCCGUGGCGGUGCCCCGUGACCUUGUGACCUCUGACAUCACGGCACGUAGCUUCCGUGUGGCGUGGACGCACGCGGCGGGUCAGGUGGAGAAGUACCGCGUGGUGUACUACCCGGCCAGCGGGGGCCAGCCGGACGAAAAGGUGGUGCCGGGCGCGCAGAGCGCCGUGGAGCUGGACCACCUCAACUCGCUGACGGAGUACCAGGUGGCCGUGUUCGCCGUCUACCGCAGCGCGGCCAGCGAGGCCCUGAGGGGGAGCGCCACCACGCUGGCGUUGCCGAUGGUGAACGACCUGCAGCUGUUCGACAUCACUCACAGCACCAUGAGGGUCCGCUGGAAGACGGCCGCCGGGGCUUCUGGGUACAUGAUCCUCUACGCCCCGCUGACGGGGGGGGAGCCCGCGGACGAGAAGGAGGUGAAGGUGGAGGACUCGGUGAACGAGGUGGAGCUAGAAGCGUUGACUCCGGCCACAGAAUACACGGUGACGGUUUACGCCUUGUACGGAGAGGAGGCCAGCGACCCCAUGACCAGCCAGGAGACCACAUUGCCGCUCUCUCCGGCGAGGAACCUGCGUUUCUCGGACGUGGAGCACAGCUCCACCCGGCUCACGUGGGACUCCGCCUCCAGGAAGGCCAAAGGCUACCGCAUCAUGUACGUCAAGACCAACGGCGUGCAGACCAACGAGGUGGAGGUGGGCCGCGUGACGGCCUGGCUGCUCAGGAACCUGACCUCCCUGACGGAGUACACGGUCGGCGUGUUCGCCGUCUACGACGAGGGACAGGCGGACGCCGCCACCGACAGCUUCACCACGAAGACCGUCCCAGACCCCUCAGAUCUGAGGAGCAGUGACGUCUCCACUGACAGCUUCAGGGUGUCAUGGCAGCCCCCGGCCUCUGACGUGGUUCUGUACCGGCUCUCCUGGACGCCCACGGACAGAGGAGAAAGUGACGAGGUUCUGGUGAACGGGAACAUGAACGCCUACCUGAUAAAAGGACUCCGCCCCCUCACCGAGUACGAAGUCCUCCUCGCCGCCGUCUACGCCAACGAGGCGGAGAGCGACGAGAUCGUCCUGGUCGAGUCCACCGUCGGAGAAACGACCACCCUCGCUACGACGACCACCACCACAGCAACGCCUCGUUACGGGUUCAGGAACAUGAGGAUCGAUGAGGAAACCACCUUCAGCAUGCGGGUGGCCUGGCAGCCCACGGACACCAGGAACGUCCGGCACUACCGGCUGAGCUACGUCAGCACCAAAGGGGACCGGGCGGAGGAGCAGAGGACGGUGUCCACGGGCCACAACAUCCUGGUUCUGCAGCCUCUGCUGUCGGACACCGAGUACAAAGUCUCCAUCACUCCCGUCUACCCCGAUGGCGACGGGCCGCCGGCGGCGCGGACGGGACGAACGCUUCCUCUCUCGGCGCCGAAGAACCUGCGCGUGUCGGAGGAGUGGUACAACCGCUUCAGGAUCAGCUGGGACGUUCCGCCGUCACCCACCAUGGGCUACCGGGUCGUCUACCAGCCCGUGUCCGGUCCAGGACCAGCUCUGGAGACCUUCGUGGGAGAAGACGUGAAAACCAUGCUGAUCGUCAACCUGCUGAGUGGGACGGAGUACAGCGUGAAGGUCAUCGCGUCCUACACCACCGGGUCCAGUGAAGCUGUAUCAGCGCGGGCCAAGACCUUGUAUCUAGGGGUGACCAACCUGAACGCAUACCAGACCAGGACGAGCAGCAUCUGCGCCCAGUGGCAGCUCCACCGCCACGCCAGCAGCUACAGGGUGGUCGCACAGUCUCCGCUCAGCGCUCAGAAGCAGGAAGCGAAGCUGAGCGGAGGAGCCAACCGCCACUGUUUCAGCAACCUGAGGCCGGACACGGCGUACGAGGUGAGCGUCUACGCACAGCUGCAGGACGGGAGCGAGGGCCCGGGGGUCACCGUGAGCGAGAGGACGCAACCCGCCCCGACCCCGAAGCCGACCACGCCCCCCACCACCACGCCGCUACCCACAAUCCCCGCCGCCAAAGAAGUCUGUAAGGCGGCCCGGGCGGACCUGGUCUUCCUGGUGGACGGGUCCUGGAGCAUCGGCGACGACAACUUCCUGAAGAUCAUCCGCUUCCUGUACAGCACCAGCGGCGCUCUGGACCAGAUCGGCCCGGACGGCACGCAGGUCGCCAUCGCCCAGUUCAGUGACGACGCCCGGACCGAGUUCAAGCUCAACUCCUACAGCGACAAGGAGCGACUGCUGGACGCCAUCAACAAGAUCUCCUACAAGGGAGGGAACACCAAGACGGGUCGCGCCAUCCAGCACGUGAAGGAGAACAUCUUCACGGUGGAGGGCGGAGUCAGGAGGGGGAUCCCCAACGUCCUGGUGGUGCUCACCGACGGGCGCUCGCAGGACGACGUCAACAAGGUGUCCAAGGAGAUGCAGAUGGAAGGCUACAUCGUGUUCGCCAUCGGCUUCGCGGACGCCGACUACGGCGAGCUGGUGAGCAUCGCCAGCUCUCCCAGCGACCGCCACGUGUUCUUCGUGGACGACCUCGACGCCUUCACCAACAUCGAGGAGAAGCUCGUGACCUUCGUGUGCGAGGCCGCCACCGCCACGUGUCCGUCCCUACCGAUGAGCGGCAGCACCACGCCAGGGUUCCGCAUGAUGGAGCUGUUCGGCCUGGUGGAGAGCCGGUACGGCAGCGUCUCCGGCGUGUCCCUGGUGCCCGGCACCUUCAACACCUUCCCCAGCUUCCACCUGCACGGCGACGCUUUCCUGGCUCAGCCGACCAGGUUCCUCCACCCAGAGGGGCUGCCCUCCGACUACACCGUCACCCUGCUGUUCAGGCUGCUGCCCGACACCCCCGAGGAGCCCUUCGCCCUCUGGGAGGUCCUGGACCGGGACAACGAGCCGCUGGUGGGCGUCAUCCUGGACAACGGAGGAAAGACUCUGACGUUCUUCAACAACGACUACAAAGGAGAGUUCCAGACGGUGACCUUCGAAGGGCCCGAAAUCAAGAAGCUCUUCUACGGCAGCUUCCACAAGCUGCACAUCGCCGUCAGCAAGACGAGCGCCAAAGUGGUGAUCGACUGCAGCGCGGUGGCCGAGAAGCCCAUCAACGCGGCGGGGAACAUCACCAUCGACGGCCUGGAGGUCCUGGGCAGGAUGGUCCGGUCCCGGGGGAACAGGGACAACUCUGCACCGUUCCAGCUGCAGAUCUUCGACAUCGUCUGCAGCGCGUCGUGGGCCGGCAGAGACAAGUGCUGCGAGCUUCCUGGUCUGAGGAAGGAGGCCGACUGCCCGGCCAUGCCCAAAGCCUGCACCUGCACCCAGGACAGCAAAGGCCCCCCCGGAACUGCCGGACCACCUGGAGGCCCCGGCAUCAGAGGAGCCAGAGGAGAUCGUGGAGAGUCCGGUCCGGUGGGGCUGACCGGUCCAGUCGGGGACUCGGGUGCACCAGGACCUCAGGGGCCCCAAGGACUCCAGGGACACAGUGGACGCUCCAUCAUCGGAACCCCAGGAGGCCAAGGAGAGCAAGGACAGAAAGGUGAAGCUGGACAACAAGGACCUCAGGGAAUAGCUGGCAGACCUGGAGGUCCAGGCAGAGAAGGACCUGCAGGAUCCAGAGGGCUGCCGGGCAAAGACGGCCCGCCGGGGAGACCGGGGCCCUCAGGAACCAUCGGGACCCCAGGAGCCCCGGGGGCCCAGGGUAACACGGGCCCUUCAGGGAAGCAGGGAGAACUGGGCCCGCCGGGUCCUUCUGGGGGCAAAGGAGAGAGAGGUGAACGGGGGGACCUCCAGUCCACGUCCUCCGUCCAGGACAUCGCCAGGCAGGUCUGUGAGCAGCUGAUCCAGAGCCACAUGGCACGCUACAACUCCCUCCUGAACCACGUGCCCAGUCCACCGGUGUCCAUCCGCACUGUGCCAGGACCCCCCGGUGAGCCUGGCAGACAGGGCACCCCGGGGCCCCUGGGAGAACAGGGACCCUCCGGAAGACCCGGCUUCCCAGGACAGAACGGGCAGAACGGGCAGCCUGGAGAGAGAGGUCAAUCAGGAGAAAAGGGCGAUAAAGGAUCACAAGGUGUUGGAGUCCAAGGCCCCCGAGGAACUCCGGGACCACCCGGUGCCCAGGGGCAGGGCAGACCGGGCAGCCAGGGUUCCUCGGGGCGGCCCGGUAAUCCCGGGUCUCCCGGUCGGCCCGGUGUCCCCGGACCCGUCGGCUCCGCCGGUCCUCCGGGCUAUUGCGACCAGAACUCCUGUGUGGGCUACAACGUUGGAGAGGGUGAGGAUGUCACUGACCGCGGCGCUGUCCCCGCAGUCCAACUGCCGCCCAACGUCUACCAGAACUACGGCGAGGCCGAGGAGGACGACCCGUACCGCUACUACGAGCCCAGCUACCCGGCCCCGCGGCCAGUGGCGCCGGACGACCCGGCGUUCGCGCGGGACGACCCCGGCGCCGUCGACCCGAGGUCCACCGGCGUCCACCGCAGUUCCCGGAGCCUCGAGGGAGAGGAGGCGGGAGGCGAGCCCAAGAGGCUAAAGAGAGGAGCGAAGGCGUCGCCUGGACUAAGGGAACGAGGGGAGGCCGCUCGCCGCUUCUGAUUGGGCGGUUUGGAGUUACGAACUAAUCAACAAGUGCCUGACGUAGAGGAUUUCUUAUGGACCUUGUAGAGGGGGGGUGGGGGGGGAUCAGGGCGGGGCUAUUUGACCUCAUCUUUGGAAAACGUUUCUUUUCGUUGUCUUCGUCUCUAAAGCGUCUUUGUUUCGUCGGGUUCGAUUGGAGAACAGAACCCGGUCUGUUUUUUUUUGUUCUCCGGCUCUUUCGGUUCCGCCGUUUGUCUUCUACCCGGUUGGUUAAAGUGCCUCCUGAUCGGCCUGCUGGAAGACGCCGGAAGGAACGUCAAGAUGCAGAGAUGCAAAGAUGCAAACGUGCAGCAGCAGAAUUUAUACACAAUCGUCGCUCUUUUAUGAAUAUAAAUACUUAUAUUUACUUUAACUUUAAGUUGUAUGACUGCAGAGCUCACAUCAUGACAAAUAAAAAAAAAAAAUUCAACAUUUGGAUUUAUGCAUCGAAAAAAUGUAAAAGCUGUAUUUUUAUGUAUCUGACGAUAAAGAAAUGAUGAAAAUAGAUUUCUUUUGCGGCUAGCUGCACAUUUACACAACUUUAUGAAUACUAAUCUGACGUGCGUUUAAAUUCAAAAGACGACACGUGAAAUAAACAAUUAUUUUUGUUGACUAAAAGCUGAAAUGAUAAACAACCGACUGUAAAUAUAAAGACGAUGUUCUCCCUCUGUAAACAAACUAAAUAAGAAACUGUAUGAUCUUCUGCAGAUGAUUCAUCCACCAAACAGGAAGUGAGGUCACCUGAAACAUCUAAAGCUGCGUCUUAAUUAUGAAUUGUGUUUCUUUUAAAGGCUCCUAAACUCUUCUUCUACUCGUUUAUUUAUGUCAAGUUCUGCAUGUUUUUGUUUUUCCAUUUUUUACGUGAUGUUUUUUAUUAAUAGCCACGUUUUACUGUCACGUAUAAGGAUUUUUUUAUUUGUUGUUAUUGUUAAAGUAUUAAACUCCGACUGACGUUGCGCUGCAUUUCAGAAGGUUGAUGAAAAGGAAUAUGUUGUAAAAACAAUAACAAGUUAUUAUAUUUCUGAGUGUUUCUUGUCGAUUAAACGGAGAUCAGGAGUGAAACACGUCACAUUUCUUUUUGGUUUUUGUCUCAUUGAUUCACUUCCUCCUUUUGUAACAUUUAUUUUAAAGGUAAUAUUAGUCAUUGCUCCGUUUUUCACAUUUUUAUUCAGAAUUGAGACGGAUGAAUCCAUAAGUUGCAUUCAUGUCAUAUAGCGAGCGGUUUGGAACAAGGUGUGCUCUGUUCAUGCACAAGUUGUAUUUGAGCUUAAGGGUCAAAAUAAAAAUAAAAACUGGAUAAGUCAAGGAAGUAUUUUAUUAUUACUUGGUUUUGAUUUUCUCAAAACA
This is a messenger RNA of Cyclopterus lumpus (lumpfish), 6746 nucleotides long. RefSeq names its product collagen alpha-1(XIV) chain-like. Gene Ontology annotation, cellular component: interstitial matrix. Gene Ontology annotation, molecular function: protein binding. Lineage: Eukaryota; Metazoa; Chordata; Actinopteri; Perciformes; Cyclopteridae. The record is from RefSeq and is a predicted model, not a curated record.